This is a messenger RNA of Odocoileus virginianus texanus, 1553 nucleotides long. It is a transcript of the gene GPX3, whose product is annotated as glutathione peroxidase 3. Gene Ontology annotation, biological process: hydrogen peroxide catabolic process; response to oxidative stress. Gene Ontology annotation, molecular function: glutathione peroxidase activity; selenium binding. The record is from RefSeq and is a predicted model, not a curated record. NCBI's taxonomy places the organism in Eukaryota, Metazoa, Chordata, Mammalia, Artiodactyla, Cervidae.
ACACCUCAGACGGACCGUGGCCCGGGAUCAGACAGCGUCUGCGGCGAGCCGAGACGCGCCCCCAGCCCAUCAUGGCCCGGCUCUUCCGGGCAUCCUGCCUUCUCUCCCUGCUCCUGGCCGGCUUCGUUCCGCCGAGCCAGGGACAGGAGAAGUCGAAGACGGACUGCCAUGCUGGUGUGGGCGGCACCAUCUAUGAGUACGGGGCCCUCACCAUCGAUGGGGAGGAAUACAUCCCCUUUAAGCAGUACGCUGGCAAAUACAUCCUCUUCGUCAACGUGGCCAGCUACUGAGGCCUGACGGGCCAGUACGUUGAACUGAAUGCACUGCAGGAAGAGCUUGAACCAUUUGGUCUGGUCAUUCUGGGCUUCCCCUGCAACCAAUUUGGAAAACAAGAACCAGGAGAGAACUCGGAGAUCCUAGCCUCCCUCAAGUAUGUUCGACCAGGUGGGGGCUUCAUCCCCAAUUUCCAAUUGUUUGAGAAAGGCGAUGUGAAUGGGGAGAAAGAGCAGAAGUUCUACACAUUCCUGAAGAACUCCUGUCCUCCUACUUCGGAGCUCCUAGGUUCACCUGGCCGCCUUUUCUGGGAACCCAUGAAGGUCCAUGACAUCCGGUGGAACUUUGAGAAAUUCCUGGUGGGGCCAGACGGCAUCCCCAUCAUGCGCUGGUACCACCGCACUACGGUCAACUCUGUCAAGAUGGACAUCCUGACCUACAUGCGGCGGCGGGCAGUCAUGGAAGUCAAGGGGAAGUAACUGAGGCCCAUCCCACCCCCCACCCCCCAUGUCCACCACACGGGCUAGGGAGGACUCUGUUCAGGAAGGAACCCAUUUCUCCAACUACGCCAUACUCUCAUGCCAGACCUUUUACUGUUACACAAGGCCCCAGCCUGAGAUGAACAUUUGUGUCUGUACUGUCUGCACAUGGGCGUUUGCACACAUGCCUACAGGCGUGUGUACACACGAGUACAGGGCCACAUGUGUCAACCUGCACAAGUGUAUAGGUGGCAACAGCUGUGUGCCGUGGAGAAUGCCAGAGAGGAACUUCCCUUUCCUUCCAGUUCUCUGUUCCAGUGAUAACCAUUCACUUUCAGCUGAGUCCAAACUGAAACGCCAGCUCUAGAUUCAAUUGUUCUGCUUUAACCAGGACCUCACCCUACCAGGCUGGCAUCUCUCACUGCCUCCAAACACCACCCAGAAGUGCCCAGAAGUUUCUGGGUCCUCCGCACUGCCUGACUCCCUCCUUCCUGAGGGCCCUCCCCCGCCCCCCCACCCCCUCAGCGUUUCCCUGAGAGUCGCCAAGGCAGCCGUGAGAGCAGGGGGCCACGCUCUCUGUGUCAGGGGGCGGCAUCGCCAUGAAGGAGGGGCCCGAAGCCCUUGUGGGCGGACCUCCCUUGAGCCUGUCUGAGGGGCCAGCCUUUAGUGCAUUCAGGCUGAGGCCCCCGGCCAGGGAUGCCACCCCACUCCCUCAGGGAGUGUGUCCUCUCCCCUCACCCUGACCUGCUGGCAUCAGACUCGCCCCUGUCUGCCUAGUAAAGACCUUUCUGCAGCAGCUGA